Messenger RNA from Brassica rapa (field mustard), 2246 nucleotides. Its product is annotated as GDSL esterase/lipase At2g30310. Gene Ontology annotation, molecular function: hydrolase activity, acting on ester bonds. The record is from RefSeq and is a predicted model, not a curated record. NCBI's taxonomy places the organism in Eukaryota, Viridiplantae, Streptophyta, Magnoliopsida, Brassicales, Brassicaceae.
CAUACCAAAAUAUCAACAUAGACAACCACAUACAAUAAAAAAAAUCGUGUCAAAAACAACAACAACCAUAUAUGCAUAUGCACAAUGAUAUAGGUAUUAUGGUAUAUAUUUUCUUGCAUGAUCUCGUUGGUUUCUUUCUUUUUCUUUUGUUUUUUGCUAAAACUCGUUGGUUUCUUUGUACCUAUAUUUUAACGUUUUAUAAGAUAUUUGCAUUUAGAUUGUAAGGCUUAUUAUUGACCAUAAUCACACAUAUCAGUUCUCCAUAUCUACCUUAAUAUCUACUAUAAACAUUUUGUAGUGACCAGGAUGCUCCAAUUAAUUCGUAAGAGUAUUUUUCUGAGUGAAUGUGCCUUUAAAUUUUUGUAGAUGCGUUUGGACAAAAACAUACUCCCUCCGUUCCUAAAAGAUGUAUGUUCUAGAAAAAAAAUUUGUUUUAAAAAGAUACAUUUUUUAAUUUUUCAAUGUAUGAUUUUAUGAAAAAUUGUAAGUUUCAAAAAAAUUAAUGGUGUUUAUUGAAUUUCUAUUAGCUUAAAGUUAUGGAAAAUUGUUAUUCACAAAAAAUAAUGCAUAUUUAAUGAGUUUUCUUAAUAUAUGUGAAAAGUAUAGAAUAUGCAUCUUUAAAAAACAGAGGGAGUAUAUUGGAGUGAUCAUGGAUCGAGUCAACGAAUACUUGGGUUGAUUCAAGUACAUCUGGACAAAAAAUUUACCAGAAUAAUUUUUACCAAAAUAAAAGUUUCAACCUUUUUUGUUAGAACAAAUUGGUUCUUAUCUUUACUCGAGAGUACAAAAUUUUCCAUUCUUAGUAUAAAAUAUAAUUAGGGUUUGUUUAUUUUCUUUGUGUUAUCUUUUCGGUUUGGUCAAGCUUUAAUUCCCUUUAAUUAGAUUUCACUAUUUAUUUUUGUCAGACAAACCGUUGUUUGACCCUUCUGUUUUUUCCCAUUUUCAAGUAAUUAACAAACUCACAACCAACAAUUCAAUCCAAUAGAAAAUCACUUUCAAACACAUAUAAAAUCCACCUCAAUGAGAAAAAGAUUUAUCAAAUUAUAAUCAGAAAGUUGAACAACGAGUAAAAGCGCAAUAAUCACAACUACGAUUGCUCAAUUAUUCACAAUGGCUACGUCCAAAACCUUAGCGGUCAUCCUAUUCCUAACAACUCUAGUUGCGUCCAGCAACGCGGCUAAAAAAGCCACAACGCGACCACUCGCCCCGGCCAUCCUAAUCUUCGGAGACUCAUCCUUUGACACGGGAAACAACAACUACCUCCCCGAUGCCAACUUCAAGUCUAAUCAUAUCCCUUACGGAGUCGACCUCCCAGGGAAAGCAGCGAGUGGUAGAUUCUCAAAUGGAAAGCUCUAUUGCGACAUCAUAGCCUCCAAGCUUGACAUCAAAGAGUUAGUACCUCCUUUUCUACAACCUAACCUCUCCGACACAGAAAUCGUCACCGGGGUUAACUUUGCAUCCGCUGGUUCUGGCUUUGACGACCAGACUAUGCUCUUGACCAAGGCCAUCCCCGUCGCAUAUCAACCUACCAUGUUAAAAAGUUACAUAACUCGUCUCAAAGGUAUUGUAGGGGAGAAGAAAGCGAUGGAGAUCAUCAAUAGUGCGAUCGUGAUGGUUAGUGCGGGUACUAACGAUUUCAUCUUGAACUAUUAUGAUUUCCCCUCAAGGCGUCAAGAGUAUCCUAAAGUAUCUGAUUACCAGAAUUUCGUGCUUAAGGGACUAGAAAAAUUCGUCAAGGAGCUCUACAAUUUAGGGUGCCGAAAAAUGUCGGUGGGUGGGUUGCCGCCUGUGGGCUGUUUGCCGAUCCAAGUAACCUCAAAACCCGGCAGAGGCAUAUCCAGAAGAUGCAUAAAAAGUGAGAACAAAGAUGCAGUCUUGUACAAUAGAAAACUUCAAAAGCUAUUGCCUGCUAUUGAAGCUUCUCUUCCAGGAAGCAAGAUCUUAUACGCAAAUGUCUACGAUCCCAUGAUGGACAUGAUGAAGCACCCUGCUAGAUACGGGUUUAAGGAAACCAAGAUAGGGUGUUGCGGAACAGGGGGUUUAAGUGACAUGUGCAAUUCCGGUUCUAAGUUGUGUUCCAAUCACUCUGAGUAUAUGUUCUUUGACUCCAUUCACCCUUCCCUCGCCACCUACACUUACCUCGCUGGCUCUAGCUACGCUACCUUAUCGAAGCUUCUUGAUGCCUAAAGCUCUCAACUAUUAAGUAUUUCAUUGGUUAUACAGUUUAUGUGUUUGUCACAAUAAGA